GAUUAGGUUUUGCAUAUAGUGAAGCAGCAAAAACCCUAACCUCCAAAACCCCUCACACAUCCCUUUCGAUCUCCCUCAGAUCCAUCAUGGCGAGAGCCGUUGCAUCUUCCUUCUCACGUUUCUCUACACAUUUCACAAUGCGCCUUCUCUCCACCUCCACCACCACCACCACCACCACCGUCGCUGCCCUACUGCUCAAACCUACAUCCAUCACAUCGCGUCGUUUCGUUUUCCCUAUGUCCCAAGCCAUUCUCCAAUCACUUUCUCCGGCUGCUCGUUUCGGAGGAAUUCGUUGCCGAGUUAACCGCGCCGGCGACUCGACUUACUCACCACUCAACUCGGGAUCCUCCUCUUCAUCCUCCUUCAGCGACCGCCCUCCUACCGAAAUGGCACCACUCUUCCCUGGCUGCGACUACAACCAUUGGCUCAUCGUUAUGGAUAAGCCCGGCGGUGACGGUGCCUCUAAACAACAGAUGAUUGAUUGUUACGUUCAAACCCUCGCCAAAAUCCUCGGAAGUGAGGAGGAAGCUAAGAAGAAGAUUUACAAUGUAUCUUGUGAGAGGUACUUUGGAUUUGGCUGUGAGAUUGAUGAGGAGACUUCUAAUAAGUUGGAAGGUUUGCCUGGAGUUCUGUUUGUUCUCCCUGAUUCGUAUGUUGAUCCUGAGUACAAGGACUAUGGCGCUGAACUGUUUGUGAAUGGGGAGAUUGUCCAGAGACCACCUGAGAGACAGAGAAGGGUGGAGCCACAGCCACAAAGGCAUCAAGACAGACCAAGAUAUAACGAUAGAACAAGGUAUGUCCGGCGCAAGGAAAACAUGCGGUGAAGGGCCAGUUUUUAUUAAAGAGAGGGACCUGAUGUACAUAAUGUGGAAGUAGUGCACUAUAUUCAAACUUCUCAAGCCGUUCCUAUGAAGUUCUGGUUGGGGUUGUAACUGAAUAUGUUUGUAAUUGGACCUGUAUCAGGUGGAUUCCUCUUUGUUAUCAUGUUUUAUCAAGACUGGAAUCUUUGUCGUUGACAUAAAUCAAUUUAAACUCUUUAGAACACGAUAUAAUUGUGAGCAUGAAUAUUUACUUUAUGAUUGUUAGUGUUAUUGUUACCUACUA
Molecule: messenger RNA, 1104 nt
Organism: Cicer arietinum (chickpea)
Lineage: Eukaryota; Viridiplantae; Streptophyta; Magnoliopsida; Fabales; Fabaceae
Product: multiple organellar RNA editing factor 2, chloroplastic-like
Biological process (GO): mitochondrial mRNA modification; cytidine to uridine editing
Cellular component (GO): mitochondrion
Source: RefSeq, a predicted model, not a curated record